Messenger RNA from Drechmeria coniospora, 603 nucleotides. RefSeq lists its product as uncharacterized. The record is from RefSeq and is a predicted model, not a curated record. Gene Ontology annotation, cellular component: cytoplasm. Gene Ontology annotation, molecular function: ubiquitin protein ligase activity. Gene Ontology annotation, biological process: ubiquitin-dependent protein catabolic process. The transcript has 2 exons. Lineage: Eukaryota; Fungi; Ascomycota; Sordariomycetes; Hypocreales; Ophiocordycipitaceae. The coding region runs from base 1 to 603 and encodes 200 amino acids.
AUGGCUUCGCAGUACGAAGUCGAGCACAAUGUCCAGCUCUCGGCGCCGGCCCGGCGGAGCUCUCGCCGCGUCGACAUGGCCUCCUUCUUCUCCCUCCUCAACCAGUUCGGCGAGGCGACCGACACGCCGACGCCGCACAACAAUCCGCACGCGACGCCGACGCCCGUCGCCACCGCCGCCCUCUUCCGCCUCCUUCAGGACCAGCUCCAGACCUUGUCUCUCACGGCGCCGACGGCCGACAACCGCGCCUUCCUCGACCAGCUCGUCGCCUCCCUCGAGGGCGACAUACACGACCCCCCGACGGCGCUCAAGGGCGUGAGCCAGGCCUUCCUCGACGCCCUCGACCGCGUCGACCGGAAGAAGCUCUUCGCCGACGACGACUGCGCCAUCUGCAAGGUGCCCUACCUCGACGACGAAUGGUGCCUCGUCGUCGAGCUGCCCUGCGAGGGCCGGCACCGCUUCGAUCUCGAGUGCGUCGGGCCCUGGCUGAGGAGCAAGGGAAGCUGCCCCAUGUGCCGCGAGGAGAUGGAGAGGAAGAAGGCCGUCGUUCCCGCGGCCGAGGACGAGGACGAGGACGAGGACGAUGACAUGAUGUACGCGUAG